GCUCCUACUACUGGUGCUCUGUUUGCAGACAGGAGAGCUCAUGUGCCCAUCAAGGUGUGACAGAUGUAAACAGGCACAUUAAAAGUAAAGGCCAUAAGGCCAAAGAACAGGCACUUCAGUCAACAAGUGGCAUUGCACAGUUUUAUGCUCCAGCUUCUGUUGGUGGUAUGACAGCACAAGAGGCCAAGACAAGGAGAGCUGAGGUAAAGGUGGCUGUUGCAAUGGUCCAACAUAAUGUGCCAUUUGCAGUAGCAGAUCAUUUCAGCCCGCUGUUGAAGGAGUGCUUUAAAGAUUCCACCACUGCACAGAAUUUCAAGUGUGCGAGCACCAAAGCAACAUGCAUUAUCAAUGAAGCAGUGGUACCGCAUUUUAGAAAUGAGUUGGUGACAAAGAUGAGGGAAAAUCCUUUUACAUUGAUCACAGAUGGGUCAAAUGAUACAGGACAAGAGAAGAUGAACCCACUCACUGUGCGGAUAUAUGAUAGGGACACUAGCAAAGUUGUCCAUAGGUUUUUGGAUAUGUGCACCACCAGUGGCCGUAACUGUGGCACAGCUGAAGUGAUUUAUCAAAAGAUAAAUGAGGCCUUGCAGAAAAAUGUCAUACCAUGGGGAAACUGUGUAAGUCUGUCUAUUGAUAAUGCACCAGUGAAUACAGGAGCAAAAAAUUCUAUUGCAUCAAGAAUUUUGAAUGAAAAUGGAAACAUUUACAUCCAUGGGUGCCCCUGCCACAUAAUUCACAACACGGCCAAACAUGCUGGGCAGAGGUUUUUGGAAGUAUCUGGAUUUGAUCCAGAGGAUCUGUGUGUGGAUGUUGGAUACUGGUUUAGGGGAAGUACCAACCGUAAAGGAUACCUAUCAGAAUUUUGUGACUUCCAUGGGAAUGAAUAUAUGGAAAUGUUACAACAUGUUUCCAUUCGAUGGUUGAGCCUGGAGAGCUGUGUGACUCGAAUUCUGCGGCAGUAUGAGCCACUCAUCAGCUACUUCAAGUCUUUAAAUGAGAAACAACCAAGGUUCCGAAGGCUGAUGGAUGCAUUUUCCAACCCACUAACGGAAGUGUACCUCCUCUUUUAUCAGGCUACAUUGCCAGCCUUCUCCACCUUGAACCUCCUCCUCCAGAGAGAGAGGUCAUCCUUCUUUCUUCUCCAUGAAGAGAUGACAAAAUUUGUUCGCAAGUUGUGCUCAAGGUUUCUAAAGCCAGUAGCACUACAGUGUCGAGAUUUGCAUGACAUCCACUACAAGGACCCAGCAAACCAACUGCCAGGAGAAAAGCUGAAUGUUGGAUUUACAACUAGGGCUACGCUCAACCGGCUCCUUGAUACAGGAGAUGUAACACCUCAACAUGUGCAGAGGUUCCAAAAGGCAGCACUGGCGUUUCUAGUGAGGGCGGUGGAAUAUGCACUAGAAAAACUACCCCUGAAAGAGGCACUACUCAAGCAUGCCAGAUUUGUGGAUGUCCAGCAGAGGACAGAGUGUGGCAUUGAAGAUGCCUUAUACUUUGUUGACAGGUUUGCUGAAUUGCUUCCAUACCAGGGACCCCAAGAGCAUGAUCAACUUAGUGAGGAGUUCCUCGAAUAUCAAUUGAUGGACAUCACUAUGCCCCAAGACCCAUCCACUUUUGACAUUGAGGGUUUUUGGGGAAAUAUGACAUCAGUAAAGAACAGGGUGACUGGAUUAAGCAGAUUUGGAAGGCUGUUCAAGAUUGCCAAACUGGUUUUAGUUCUUCCCCACUCAAAUGCAGAUGCAGAGAGAGUGUUUUCCAUGGUUGGUUUGAACAAAACCAAAACUAGGAAUAGUUUGGCUCUGGAUGGAACACUCUCUUCCAUCAUGAUGGUGAAAAUGGCAAGCAUUGAACCACAGUGCUUUAAGUGGGAGCCGCCUACCUCUGUAAUCAAGGCCUCAAAACAUGCAACAAACACUUACAAUAUAAAACAUUCAUAAACCAAAUGUACUCUCUCACACAUGCUCACACAAACACACCUUGUAUUGUAAGUAUGCUCAGGGCAAGUUCUGCAAUGUUGCUGUUCAGUUGGCUCAUUUGGGGCAAUUUUUUAUAUAUUUGUAUUUUUGAAAUAAAACAAUGUAUUUAAUUUCUAUGACUUUGUCUUUAAUUAGAUUUCCCAA
Molecule: messenger RNA, 2120 nt
Organism: Paramisgurnus dabryanus
Lineage: Eukaryota; Metazoa; Chordata; Actinopteri; Cypriniformes; Cobitidae
Source: RefSeq, a predicted model, not a curated record